This is a messenger RNA of Mizuhopecten yessoensis (Yesso scallop), 1135 nucleotides long. RefSeq lists its product as uncharacterized. The coding region runs from base 52 to 426 and encodes 124 amino acids. Lineage: Eukaryota; Metazoa; Mollusca; Bivalvia; Pectinida; Pectinidae. The transcript has 3 exons. The record is from RefSeq and is a predicted model, not a curated record.
AUAGCGGUAAAUUAUCCAAAACUUCUGCGGGCUAAUGAUAAAGCAUGUUCGAUGAAGGCUGCGUUCUCUUUGUUCAUCAUGUCGACGACAGCUCAAGUGUUGAUGGCCCUAACUGACACUAUUCUAUUGUGUUGCUCAGCGAAAAAGGAGGCUUCAUUGAAAUAUGAAUGCAAAUAUUUGAAGAUCAUCGUCCAUUUCUGCUCUGGUGUUGGUAUUUCCAUAGCAACAAUCAUCUUUGGACUGAAGCACCCUGGGAAAGUUAGCUGGUCUUUCUGGUUAACUGUUGUUGCAGCAAUCCUUGCAGUUGCAAACGCUCUCGUAUGGCUGUUGACACAACACGACAAGCGUGCGCUCAAAAGAGCGGGGGUCAACGUGAAACAUCUCCAGGAUGGUAAAAUGGCCGACGGUACUGACAGAGAAUCGUAAACAUGUAUAUACACCAGUGAUGUAUGUAUGAUGUCGGGAGUGGUAAGACAGGUAUGAUAUCGGAGUGGUAAGACAGCUAUGAUGUCGGGAGUGGUAAGACAGCUAUGAUAUCGGGAGUGGUAAGACAGCUAUGAUAUCAGGAGUGGUAAGACAGCUAUGAUAUUGGGAGUGGUAAGACAGCUAUGAUAUCGGGAGUGGUAAGACAGCUAUGAUAUCGGAGUGGUAACACAGCUAUGAUAUCGGGAGUGGUAAGACAGCUAUGAUGUCGGGAGUGGUAAGACAGCUAUGAUAACGGGAGUGGUAAGACAGCUAUGGUAUCGGGAGUGGUAAGACAGCUAUGCUAUCGGGAGUGGUAACACAGCUAUGAUAUUGGGAGUGGUAACACAGCUAUGAUAUCGGGAGUGGUAAGACAGCUAUGAUAUCGGGAGUGGUAAGACAGCUAUGUUACAAAUUAAGGCUCGUAUUGUGCUGUCGAGUCUGGUCAUUAUUGCGAUUGGUUGGCCAAUCAAAUUGUUUCCAGAUAGGGUCAUUCCGAGCCCGGCUACAUCUAGUAUUGUGUAUGGUUGCCCGAUAAAAUUGCUUUCAGACAAAAAACUGGCCAGUUUGCAAUUGAUUGGCAUAUCAAAUUGUUUCCAGAUAGAUACGUGUCAAGCCUGGCUAGUAUUAUGAUUGGUUGGUCAAACUGUUACAGAACUGGGCCCUAUCAAGC